Molecule: messenger RNA, 603 nt
Organism: Entamoeba invadens IP1
Lineage: Eukaryota; Evosea; Mastigamoebida; Endamoebidae
Product: Rho GTPase, putative
Exons: 4
Coding region: 1-603 (200 amino acids)
Biological process (GO): small GTPase-mediated signal transduction
Molecular function (GO): GTP binding; GTPase activity
Source: RefSeq, a predicted model, not a curated record
AUGGCAACAGAGAAAAAAGGUGACGCCAGUUGUCCGAUCAAAGUUGUAGUAGUUGGCGAUGGUACCGUCGGUAAAACAUGUCUUCUAAUUAGUUACAUAAAAAAUAGUUUCCCACGAACUUACCUUCCCACUGUCUUCGAUAACUACCUCACCACAGUCAAGUUCAAAAAGCAAAACAUAUCGAUGGAGCUUUGGGAUACCGCUGGGCAGGAAGAGUUCGACCGUAUCCGUCCACUCUCAUACAAAGACACAGACGUCUUCAUCCUCUGUUUCGCUGUCGACAAUGAUAGGUCGAUUAAAAAUCUGACGUCCAAGUGGGUGCCUGAGGUCAAACACCACUGUGCAAGCGGGAAGCUACUCGUUGUUGGAACAAAAACAGACUUGAGAAGCAGUGCUGAGCACCAACUCAAACUACAACAGAGCGGCGGAUCGUUUGUGACUGCGGCCGAAGGUGAGGAGCUUGCGACGAAAAUAGGGGCGAUCGGGUUUUGUGAAUGUUCUGCGCUGACACAGGACGGAUUGCACGAGGUGUUCAAUAAAGCAAUAGAGGCCACUUUAAAUAUAAAAGACGUAAAAGAGAAGAAAAUUUGUUGCUUGCUCUAA